Cornus florida is the source of this 939-nucleotide messenger RNA. RefSeq names its product protein GET1. The coding region runs from base 170 to 703 and encodes 177 amino acids. The transcript has 7 exons. NCBI's taxonomy places the organism in Eukaryota, Viridiplantae, Streptophyta, Magnoliopsida, Cornales, Cornaceae. Gene Ontology annotation, cellular component: cytosolic small ribosomal subunit; nucleus. The record is from RefSeq and is a predicted model, not a curated record. Gene Ontology annotation, molecular function: structural constituent of ribosome.
GGUAAUCGAAUUUGUUCUGCUUCCUAUGUACUCUGGCGAACUAAUUGGCUCAGACACGCACACAAACGACGACGAAGAAGCUUAUUCCCUUUUACAGAGAGAGAUCGAGGAAUAGAAUUUCAAUAGCAGAGAAUCUGUAUUCCGAGAUAAAAUUGAAAAGAAUAGAUCAAUGGAAGAAACCCUAUACGAACAUAGAAAUUCUCUAGCAGCUCCUUUCAUCUUCUUCAUCGUCACUGUCUUCCAAUUCCUCUCCGGACACAUAGAACACAAAAAGAAGAGUGGAGCUGUGACUGAUGAGGAAAUUCGAUUGCGGACGGAAAUCAAGCAACAUUACAAGGAGGCGAGCUUAUUCACACAGCCUUCAACAUUUGCACAAGCUGCAAAACUUAGGAGGAUGGCAGCAGCAAAGGAAAGAGAAAUUACAAAGAUUCAAGAAUUGCACAGCAAGGAGAUAAUUUCAUCAUAUGAUUCAUACCUGAAAGUUCUAAUGAUAUCAAAGGUCAUUCUAUAUUUUAUUCUUAUUUGCUGGUUUUGGCAUGCUCCUGUGGCCGCUAUAUCCGAGCAACUUGUGCAACCCUUUGGAAAGAUGUUAUCUUGGAGAGCUGGAGGUUCUCUGAAGAAUAAUGUUAUGGUUGGGAUCAUACCUUGGUUGAUCGUAUCAACCAGGGUGAGCAAAUUUAUAUGUCGGAAAUUCAUCAACUAGAAGGAGGAUUUUCUUUACUCUCCCAAAUCAAGAAGAAUAUAAAAGCAACCUCCUAUAGGAUAAAGGCAGGGAUGAUGAUGGUAAAAGCAACCUCCUUUACUUUCCUCUUUAGUCUCUUGUAAACUUAUUCUUUAUAUUUAUCAGCCAAAAAAAUAAUGUAAAGGAACUAUAGAAUUGAUAUGAGAUUGUAUCUGAUGGAUUUAGAUUGCUUUAAUCUUCAUUUGCAUUUUAAUUUA